AUGUUCUAUUACAUUAUUCAUCUCCCUCUUCCCUGCUUGUUGUUUUUAAAGAGGACCUCUAGUCCUUCUCACUGUGAGAUUAGCAACUGGUUGCUUCUGGUGAAACACCCACUGAAACGGAAGAGUGAAACAACAAAUUACAAACAAGAAGUUGGUGCACAGAUUGCAGGUUCUGGAAAUGCCGAUGUGAGUAGUCCAAUGCAGACACUGAUCUCAGGGAAAGCUGGAAAGUCACAGAAAGCACCAAAGACAUCAAAGGCCAGAUCUGUUGCUCAAGCAACCUCAAGUUCAGGGUCCCCUUCAGGCGAUAAUGUUACUCCAGUUGGUCCUUGCCGCUAUGAUAACUCCUUAGGUUCCUUAACGAAGAAGUUCGUUAACCUGAUCAAACAUGCAGAAGAUGGAAUUCUAGAUCUGAACAAGGCAGCUGAUACAUUAGAGGUGGAGAAAAGGCGUCUAUAUGACGUCACAAAUGUCCUGGAAGGCAUUGGUCUGCUAGAAAAGAAAUCCCCAAACAUGAUACAAUGGAAGGGGUUAGAUGUCUCAAGACCAGGGGAAGUUGAUGAGAGUGUUACAAGUUUACAGGCAGAAGUAGAAAAUUUGACGAUUGAAGGAAGUAUAUUAGAUGAACAGAUAAGAGAAAAGCAAGAAAGGUUGAGGGUCCUGAGUGAAGAUGAAAAUAAUCAAAGAUGGCUUUUUGUAACUGAAGAUGAUAUAAAGAGCUUACCUUGUCUUCAGGCUAUUGAUUAUCCACAAAGGAGAUCCAGUAGAGUGAUUCGCAGCACCAUGGGACCAAUUGAUGUUUACCUAAUCAGUAAGUUAGAGGAAAAGUUCGAAGAGAUAAAUGUUGUUGAGGAACCAUCAACCAUGCCUUCAACAUCAUGUUUCAUUGAGAAUGAAACUGCAGCAUUGCCUGUUGAUGAUGGCGGAGGAGUUGGUGUCGGGAUAGAGGAACAAGAAAAUCAAAGAGAGUGUCCAGAUGCUGGUACUUCCCAGAACCCUGUGAGUGGAAUUAUGAAGAUUGUUCCCGAUUUUGAUUUAUCCCGUGAAUAUAGAAUCCAUGACUCAAAGUUAGCUGCUCGUGACGCGUUGGACUCAAUUUAUGAGGAUUAUUCAAUUGCGGAUGUUAGUACUCCACAUGCCCAAACUCCCCCAUCCAGUACCACUGAACGAACUUGUGCAAAUACUACUGAAGCUGAGUAA
Molecule: messenger RNA, 1200 nt
Organism: Solanum tuberosum (potato)
Lineage: Eukaryota; Viridiplantae; Streptophyta; Magnoliopsida; Solanales; Solanaceae
Product: transcription factor E2FB-like
Exons: 12
Coding region: 1-1200 (399 amino acids)
Biological process (GO): regulation of transcription by RNA polymerase II
Cellular component (GO): RNA polymerase II transcription regulator complex
Molecular function (GO): protein dimerization activity; RNA polymerase II cis-regulatory region sequence-specific DNA binding; DNA-binding transcription factor activity, RNA polymerase II-specific
Source: RefSeq, a predicted model, not a curated record